UUCAAUUUUUCUUCGUAUGUUGGCAAUGUUUGGGUCGCUCGAAACCAUGGAUAACUCGAGCAUUUUGCUCAUCCCCUUGCGGCCUCGAGCGAGCGGUGUUUCACUGUACAUAAUUUUGUAAUUAAUGUUUACUUUCUUAUGUUGUAAGUGUACCCAUCAGACAUGGGUUCCUUGAACAUAAAAUGGGAUCCAAAGAAUUUGGAAAUCAGAACAAAGUCUGUAGAAAAGACAUUGGAGCCAUUGGUGACACAGGUGACCACUUUAGUUAACCAGAAAGGUCCAUCAAGUAAGAAGAAAGGUCGAUCAAAGAAGGGACAUGUCCUUGCUGCUGCUGUUCAGAAAGCCACACAAAACUUCGUUGAGAAAGGAGAGGAGAUUGCAAGAGAAAACCCAGAUGUCAAAGAAGAUAUGCUAGCUGCUGUUGAUGAAGUCAGAAAAACAGGAGAAGCUAUGGGUGUGGCCUCUGAGGAGUUUGCAGCAGACCCUUGUUCCUCUAUGAAACGUGGUGCGAUGGUGCGUGCAGCACGUGCUCUGUUAUCUGCAGUGACGAGACUGCUUAUCCUAGCUGAUAUGGUAGAUGUACAUCUCCUGUUAAAAUCUCUUCGAGUUGUUGAGAAUGAUUUAGAUCGUAUUCGUAAUGCCUCUAGUCAACAAGAGUUAAUGGACAGCUUUAAGGAGUUUGGAAAGAGUGUAGUAGAACUUUCUGAAAGGGCUGCACAGAGACAGGCUGAUUUGAAGGACCCAAGGAGACGUGACGACCUUGCAGCAUCAAGGGCAACACUGAAGAAAAGUAGCAUGAUGCUGUUAACUGCAUCUAAAGCCUAUGUGCGUCAUCCAGAGCUUGCUGCUGCCAGAGCUAACAGGGACUGGGCAUAUGAACAGCUGUGUGAUGCUGUAAACACAAUAUCUGGUGUUGCCCAGGCAACGGGGCAGUCAAGUGCACAUCCCUAUGAAGGUGCUGGAGAACUUGCUGCUGCACUUGAUGAACUCAUGCAAAAAGUCAUCAUGGAUCCAUUGACAUACAAUGAGGUUCGUAUGCGGCCAUCCCUCGAGGAGAGACUCGAGAGCAUCAUCAGUGGAGCAGCUUUAAUGGCAGAUUCAGCAUGUACCAGGGACGACCGCCGAGAGAGAAUUGUCCAGGAGUGUAACGCUGUGCGCCAAGCUCUGCAAGACCUGCUGACAGAAUAUAUGAACAAUUGUCGACCAAAGUUUCCUAUAAGAAAAACUAGAUUCAAGGCUGGCAGAUCAGAACCAAGUGAGGCCCUGGACAGGGCAAUUGACAACAUGCAGAAGAAAACAAAAGAUUUAAGAAGACAGUUACGUAAAGCAGUAGUUGACCAUGUCUCUGAUUCAUUCCUCGAGACAAAUGUACCACUCCUUGUUCUGAUAGAGGCAGCUAAGGCAGGAGAUGAGAAAGGAGUAGAAGAGUAUGCCCAGGUGUUUGCUGACCACGCUAACAAACUUGUGGAGGUAGCUAACCUGGCCUGUUCUAUGUCUAGUAAUGAGGAAGGUGUCAAGAUGGUCAGACUGGCAGCUUCAGAAAUAGAAAAACUUUGUCCACAGGUAAUCAAUGCUGCUAGAGUGUUGGCAGCAAGACCGAGGUCAAAGGUUGCCCAGGAGAACAUGGACGUGUUCAAGGAUGCAUGGGAGAACCAGGUACGACUACUUACAGACGCAGUGGAUGAUAUCACAACCAUUGAUGAUUUCUUAGCAGUUUCAGAGAGCCAUAUUUUGGAGGAUGUGAAUCGUUGUGUGUUUGCCCUGCAAGAAGGCGAUGCCGACACAUUGGACCGCACAGCUGGAGCUAUACGAGGUCGUUCAGCACGGGUGUGCAAUGUUGUAUCAGCCGAGAUGGACAAUUAUGAACCGGGACCAUAUACAGAUAGAGUGAUGGAGGCAGUUAUACUACUGAGGGACCAAGUGAUGCCAAACUUUGCCGAGAAGGUUGAAAUUGCAGUAGACUGUCUGUCACAGAAUAUGCCAGACAGGAUAGAUGAGAAUGAAUUUAUAGAUGCCAGCAGGCUGGUAUAUGAUGGAGUUAGAGACAUAAGACAAGCUGUACUCAUGAACAGGGCCCCAGAGGAGCUGGAUACAGACACAGAUCUGGAAGAUGAAGCAGACCAUUAUGAUACUAGAAGUAGAUCGAGUUACCAGACAGAUGUAGAUGAUCUACAUGGAAAAUCUGAUAGAGCUCUUAUGAGAGAAUUACCCCAAGAGGAGAGAGAACAGAUUCAGGCACAAUUUGAAAUGUUCCGAAUGGAGAAAGCAAAGCUUGACCGGGAAGUUGCUAAAUGGGACGACAGUGGUAACGAUAUUAUUGUCAUGGCAAAACAGAUGUGUAUGAUCAUGAUGGAAAUGACAGAUUUCACAAGAGGACGUGGUCCAUUAAAGAGCACAAUGGACGUAAUCAAUGCUGCAAAGAAAAUUUCAGAAGCUGGAACAAAAUUGGAUAAUCUUGCCACAAAAAUUGCUGACCAGUGUCCUGAUUCAGCAUCAAAGAAAGACUUGAUGGCAUAUCUACAGAGAAUAGCACUGUAUUGUCAUCAGCUGAAUAUCACCAGUAAGGUCAAGGCUGAUGUACAGAGUGUGGGUGGGGAACUUAUUGUCUCUGGGUUGGACAGUGCCACGUCAUUGAUCCAGGCUGCGAAGAACCUGAUGAAUGCUGUUGUUCUUACAGUCAAAGCCUGCUAUGUCGCUUCUACAAAGUAUAAACAAGCUGGAAAAACAAAUAUAGUUGCUUGGAAGAUGAAGCCCCCAGAGAAGAAGCCGCUUGUAAGGAAAGAAGAUCCCAUAGAAUUUCACAGUAGAAUCAGUAAGAGUGCUGGCAAGAAGAGAAUUGAACCAAUUAAAGCAUUGAAUGAAUUCCAGGAAGUAGACAUGGAUAGUUUCUGCUGAUAAUAGUGCUCCACAUAGUAGUGAAUAUUUCAAUCGGAUUGUUUUACAAGUAUUCUUGUAGGAAGGCAGUUGCUUGGCAACAUAGGAAUGAAUAAAUGUAUACCAUAAUGUGUACAAGCAACAAACUGGAAUUUUCUAUUCAGAGAGAAACAUAUUUCUUGGCAUGUUAAACAGUAAAUAUGUUGUUUAUUGGAGGAUAAAAGCCAUUGUAAUCUGAGUUUACACAUGGCCUGUGAUGGUGGUUUUGGGCUAUGUAGAAUAGAGCAUUAGCGCAUAUCAUACUAAAUGGGUGCAUGCUUUCAUUUUUCACAUAAUAUCAAGAGAAUGUAAAUAGUUAUAAUGUGAUCCAAACAUCAGUUAUACAGUCGUCAUUGCCACAUGCAUAUAGCGUGUCAUAACAUAUUUUAUUCAAGUGAAAAAGUUCAAAGUUCUGUUUUUUAAAUACAACACUAAACAUGUGUACAAAUACUCUGGUUGGCAUAUCAUAUAGUGUAUGUGUAAGUUGAAAAUGGGACCAGAAUUGCAUUAAUAACAUCAGACAAUUCUUUAAAGGGUCAACACUCACUGGUAUUACAGUAAGGAUAUGUAGCUGGUGCUAUGUAACUUUAUACCCCUGUAUGGGCUAAAAAUACACCAGAGUGUGUUUAUACCAGUUGAUAAAUUCUACAUGCAUACUGAUCAAGGGCAGAUAACAGAAGUUAUGACAUCGUAUUUUUUAUAGAAGAUGUAUGUAAAUGCUACAUGCUUAUGACUGUGCUUUUAGGCACAACAGUAAAAUGGACUAUAUCUGAUAUAAACAAACUGAAGAGAUUUGUUAUUUGAAUUUGCACUGUACUUGCAGAUGAUAGUUUCAGUUGUACAUAAAGUUUUGUGAAAACCCCUUGGUAGGAUUAUCCCAGUAAAACAGUCUUCAUGGAAUAUUUCCUCACAAAUCAUCAGUAUGCAAUACAAUGAAUAAUGUUGAGAGUUAAACUGUGAGUAGCUUCCAGAGAAAACAGUAUUUAUCUCUUAGCCUGCUAAAUUUAUAAAAUGGACUGGUCCAUCAUUCAAUUUGGAAAAUACCAUUUAUUAUUCGAAAGGGAGUUCAGUGAAAAUUUACUGACUGAAUAGCGAACAGUGUAGACCAUGAUCAGCCAGCACAGAUGUGCAGGCUGAUCUUGGUCUGCACUGGCUGCAAAGGCAGAAUCACUUGUUGCCAGCAGGCUAAAGGUUAUUGCAAAGGUUGUGUCUAAAAUUAUUUACUAUUUACAUAUACCUAGGAACAAGCUGAUCCAUUCCAUGUUGUGUUUAUUUCCAGUGUUUCUACGGGCUUAUUUGAUAUAGUUCUGUUUGAAGAAACAUUGAAAAAGUAUUUUGUCAAUAGCAAUAUUAAAGAUCCUUCAAUUCCUCUUUAAAUAAAUAGUAUUUAGAAGCUUUACAUAUGCUUUUUGUCUUACUUAUAUAAAGAAAGUUACAAAAAAUAAUACAGAAAUCAAUUGAUGUUUGAAUUAUGAAUAGGGAAGUAUUUUACUGUUUUUUUGUUAUGAUAUAUAUUGUGUGUCUUCCUGGGUACGAGUUUUUGUUAUUUUUAUGAACAAAUGAUUUUAAUGUGUUUAUAUAUAUUAUAUAUAGCAUUUGUCUUUCUAGCAUGCAGUUGUGACAUUUACGUUUUUAGAUAUUUUUCUUAUAUUAAAUACCAAGUAUUGUAAAAGUAAAAUGUUUAAAGGAGAAUAUAAAGAUAUUACUAAUUCUGUUCUCCUGCACAUUUUUGUAAUAUAAUAUCUGAACUUUCUGUACUGUUUUGUAUUUAGAUAUCUUACUUAAAGCAUGAUUUCUGGUUUAUGGAAAAUUUGGUCACAACAAAAGUAUUCUGGUUAUUUCCCUUGUAUCAGUGCUACAGCAAACAUUUUUGCAUUUUUUUUCCGAUUUAUUUUUACCUAGAAAAUCUAUGAUCAGGCUUUAUGAUUACUGUAAAUUAUGUAUUAUUAUGUUUUAACAGAUCAUGUAAGUUAUAAAACGAGGAGACAAAACUGUUUGUUUUUCUGUAAAUUAAAAGUAUGAGUUUUAUUUAAAGACAGAUUUAAUUUUCUCAUUCAUUUUGUUUUUUUUUUUUUUCUUGAAAACGUUGACAUAAAACAGAAUCUCAUUGUCAUUUCACCAUGGAAACUCAGCCACCUGUACUAGUUCAUGUCAUGGUUCAUCUUUUGCUGAAACAAGAACUGUUAUCUUUUGUUUCAAGUGAUUUUGAGUUGUUGAGUAUUGACAUAACUGAAUUUACGCAUGAUAACCGAAUGUUUUUGUAUGAAAUUUAUAUUGCAUUGGUUGUGAUUGACACUUUAUAUUUUUUUCAUUGGACUUCAUAAAAUAUUUAGAUUUUAAUGUU
Messenger RNA from Mercenaria mercenaria, 5257 nucleotides. RefSeq names its product catenin alpha-2-like. The transcript has 22 exons. Gene Ontology annotation, biological process: cell-cell adhesion; cell migration. Gene Ontology annotation, molecular function: actin filament binding; beta-catenin binding; cadherin binding. The record is from RefSeq and is a predicted model, not a curated record. Lineage: Eukaryota; Metazoa; Mollusca; Bivalvia; Venerida; Veneridae. Bases 163 to 2895 code for a protein of 910 amino acids. Gene Ontology annotation, cellular component: adherens junction; catenin complex.